Messenger RNA from Drosophila yakuba, 4507 nucleotides. RefSeq lists its product as uncharacterized. The record is from RefSeq and is a predicted model, not a curated record. NCBI's taxonomy places the organism in Eukaryota, Metazoa, Arthropoda, Insecta, Diptera, Drosophilidae. The coding region runs from base 553 to 4371 and encodes 1272 amino acids. The transcript is spliced from 5 exons.
GCUGGCCAACCGAAAAGUUGCCUUCGACCGUCGAACGGAUAGAAAUUAGAACCCAAAAUUUUCCAACGCCACGAAUACAUAUAGAACUUUAUCAUAUGUAUACUAGAUAUUUACUUUGGUUACGUUUCUUCUUUUCCGUAUCUGCCGAAGUUCAAUGUGCAAGUGAAGUAUUUUAACGGAAAUUGGGGCAUUAUUUUUUCUCGAACAUCCUUGGUUGAAAAGUGAAAGUCAAUUGAUAAUUGCGAAAUCUGCAAACUCGUGUGUGAUCGGCCCACACAAAUAUAGACAGCGAUUUUUGUUGGUAUUCUCCCCUGCUGGUAUUGGUGCCAUAUCAAUCUGUAGAUCGGUGGAUCGUUGGAUAUUUCGUUGGUUUUCUUUGUGCCGACAAAGAGUUUUUCCCUAGAAGCAAAGUCGCAUUAAAGUGAAUCGUAAAUCGUAAAACGCUCGCCAGGCGCAGGCCAUCCCCUUUGUAUCAGCCAAUCUGCAUUGGUAAACAGAUCAUCACAGCCGCAUACCACAGCCGCACCGUUCGUCUUUGUUCUGUUGGGGAAUAUGGGAAAUGCCGAGUCCACACAGUCUGCGGAUGAUACGCAGAUGCAGCUGCAGGGGCAGGCGCAGCAGUCUGCCGAUGACGAGCCCUGGUGGAACAACAUCGAGCACGAGGAUCUGAUUCUGGAACAGGCCCCCCCAGCGAUAACCGAACAGGAAGCCGAGGUGGUGCCCCCCAAUAAUAGAAAUAAAUAUCGUGCGAAUCAAGUCGCCACUGAAAUGGAGGACAAAGGAGAUGAGUCUCCUCCACGAGAGCAGACCCUCGAGGAGUUCAGGGAGGAGCUUCGCCAGAAAAAAGAGGCUCGCCAAAGUGCUGUGCAGGGUUUGAGGGAUGAAAUUGCCAGUCUAAAAGAGCAAUUGGCCAAAGAAAAAGCCGAUAAUCGACGUCUAAGGAAAGAUACAAUUGCAGAGGGUGAAGUCGAUACUCCGGGUGACCAUUCGGAUGAUACAAGUAAACAUGAUUCCGAUCCGGAUGAUGAGAAUCCCAGUGCCAGGAGUCGACAUGCCAAUAUCGAACUGGCCAAUGCCCAGCUGGCUCUGCAGCAGGCCCAGGCCGAGAACUUGUCAUUGCGUGGAGAGGUGGAGGUGGUCCAACGCCAGGUGGGAACCCUGAAGGAGGUCAUCUCCUGCUGCAAGCAGAUGCUCAGUGUCAAGGAGGAGCAGUGUGCUCAGCUCAAAAUGAAGCUGACGGAAAUCGAGAACUCCUUUAGUGAGCGCGAAAUGAAGAUCAUGUCGAAUAAUCUUCGCCAGGAGUACGAGCGCCAACUGGUGAACAUCCGCCAGCUGAGGCAACUUUAUGAGGAGCGACAGAGGGUGGCUGCUGCGGAGUACGAGAAUCUGCAGCGCCUAAUCUCGAUUAAGAAAGAUGAACUCACGGCCGAGCAGGAGAAAAACAAAAGCUUGGAGGAGCGCAAUCACGGCCUCCUCAAGGAGGUGGAGCUGGCCAAUGAGGAGCUGGCGAAGCUCCGGGAGGAGUGUAGCGAGCACAAGUACGAGAAGCGUCUGCUCAGCGAGCAAGUGGGUGCAGUUAACAUGCUCUUCAGUCAGCUCAUUAUGGGCUUCAACGGCAAGAGCAACAUGGACAUCGAUCGCGUCAAUCGAAUGCUGGAGGAGAACCGCCAUCUGCUCAACCAAAUGACCCAAGCGGAGGGAAACUGCAGCGACGGCGCCACUCUGCCCAAGUUGCUCUUCGACCUCGUGGAGCAAGCCACUGGUCACGGGGAUUCCGCCGAGGAAUCAGAUAAAAGUCGCAGUGCCACACCCACUCCCACAACCACUACCACAAUGGAGGACUCCACGGACGGCUGUCAACCGGGAGUGGCAGUGGAAAAUUCCGGAAAGGGGAGCUCGCACUCGGGCUCGAGCUCGGGUGUGGAUGCCACUGCGGCUUCGUUAAAAAGCCAUGAGCCCGAAAUUAUGGGAAAAGUUGCCUCGGCCCAAGAAAUUAUUGGCAACUUGCCAAAAGUUUGGAAAGUGUUGAUGGAGCUCUUGAGCCACCACAAAAUCGAGCGCGUGCAGUUGGAGGAGCUGCCAUCCUCCAGUGGCGCCCUUCCGUCCCCGUCCUCGUCCUUAUCCGCAUCCGCAUCCAACGCUGCUGGCAAGGACGAAGGCGAGUCCCACCGCAAGCCAGCGGAGCUUAGCGUCAGCAAAACCUACAUCAAACUAAAGGACCUCAUUCUGGAGAAGAAGUCGCUGGUUAAGGAGACAAACCGACUCAAAACCCUCAACAGCCAUCUGGACUACCGCCUUAACCAGCAGGAGAAGCGGUUGAGCGGUGUGAGCUUGGAGCUGACCAAAACGUGGCACCUGGUGGGCAAGAUGCAGCGCCAGCAUCGCCAGCUCCACACCCAGGAGCAGAUCCUGCGCUACCAGCUGCAGCAGAAGAGGCGUCUCUUGAGCGAACUCAAGGACGAGCUGGAGUACUGCCGCCGGAAGUGGGCCUUGGCCAGGGCCAAGAACGACGAGAGCCAGGAGCAGUGUGACGAGUGGCGAAGGGAGUUCGCCAGGAGGAAGCUGGAGGAUGCCAAUCACUCGGCAGAGAGCGGUUACAGCGAUUCGGGUCCCCAAUCGGAUGAGGAGCGGGAUCUGGGUGCCGUGGAUCCUGCCGAAGCACCCACUUCAUCGGUCACUUGUCGCCGGAAGCUUCUGAGGGAUCAAUUCGAGCACACGCGCAAGAUCAAGCGGAUGCAAAGCACGUCUCCUGGACGCCAGGGUUUCGAGGGCGAGGAAGUUGAGGCUGAAAAUAUCGUUCUUCGCUGGAACAGUGCUCCACCCACUUGCGGCUGGAGGGAGGAGGCUGCGUAUCCUUUGGGCGACGAAGGAGAAGAAGUUGCCGAGCAUGAGGAGGAUGGAGCCCGUGGUGUUCUUCCAAAGUCGCUGCACAGCUCCAGGAGCAGACAGAGAAGUGUGGAAGGGUCGAGUGAAGCGGCAGGCACUGCCAGUCGCAUCCAGAAGCUUGAGGAGCAGUGCAAGAAUCUAAUUCAGCAAGUCCUAGAAACCUCUGGGAAUCGGGAGCGCCUCGAGAUUCAGUUGUGCCAGUUCCAGGGCGACAUUGCUCCCGCCCAACAUGCUGUGCCCUUGGACGAAUUCAUUAACAGGAAGCGCGUGGAGCGAAUGACCAGGGCCAGUUCCGCUCCAGCCACCGGAUGCCUCACACCGCGGGAGGAGGAGUACACAAGGAAGCGAUCGGAGCGGCUGGGGCGCCUGGAGGAGGAGUCGCGCCAACUGAUGUCCAGGAUUAGGCGCACUGCCGAUCGAGGCCACUACCUUAAGAAAUCUCUGGACAGGAUUAGAAGAGCGCCGAGCAGAGAGGCGAGCUUCGAAAGUAACACAGAGGAGGAAGCAGUCCCGGCACCUAAAACUGAUUCCGCUCCAGCCACAUCUCCCCUCACCGCUGAGGAAGAGGAGUACACCUCCAGAAGAACAGCGAGGAUUCAGCGUAUGGAGCAAGAAAGUCGACAGCUAAUAUCACAGCUCUCUAGAAAUGCUGAGCGCGGUGAAAACUUAGCCACCAAGUUGGAUACCCUGCACGAGCAGCACGGCCCAAAUCCUCAGCAGGAUCAACCUCGCAGCUCUGCUAGCAUGUCGCACACAUUGGAGCAGCGAUUGGAGGACAUUGAAAGGGUGUCGGCCAAUAGAGCCGAGCGUCUCCGUCUUCUGGAGCUUCAAGGAAACGAACUGAUUGCCCGCUUGAGCUCCACCUCCGAAAGGGGCACAGCCAUGAUCAACAGGAUCGCGGAAAGAGAAGCCACUCGGCGUCAGGAAGCGGAAGUGGUGGAACAAACUGUGCCGUCCGAGGAGGCCACCACCUCCAAGGCCAGCACCAGGAUUGUCGUCCAGCCCGAGGAGGAAGGCGAGGGAGCAGCUUGUUGUGCAACAGUCACCACCACUGCUAGUCAGCUGGCACUGAAACUACAAUCCACGGGAGCCAUUCCCAAGACCACGACGGUGAGGAGCAAGCCACAAUCCCAGUUGUGCGCUGCCACGCGACAGGAUGAUGCGGCCAAGAAGCGAUCCUCUGCAAGGGAAGCUGUCCAGAAGGAAGCCCCCGAAACCCUUGAGGACAUGGUGCAGCGACUACGGGCACUGCCGUUUCCGGAACAAACUCUGGAGAAUGAGUCAGUGGAGUCGGAAAACAAGAGCACAGAGACUUCUAGUCAGAUAUCACAUUCUUUGACCGAAUGCCAAAAUCAGGAUGAUAUAUUGGACAUAGAAGGAAUGCCCCAAAACAAAGUUGAGGAUGAAAAUAGCGUAGGUCAGGAAUCCAGUCACCCGACUUCGGAGCAACCAGACGAGCAGAAACACUUGGAUAGCGAGCACUGAAAGAUGUUCAAUAGAUUUAACAACGACUUCAAUAGCCUGCUGAUAAAACUUCUAGGACCAGCGAAAACCACACAUGGCUAUUGGUAACUCAUGUAUUUUACCGCAAAUAAAUAUAUAUAUUUUGGUGUCCAUAUAA